UCUUCAUCUACGUUUUUCUUCCUUUUUUUCUGCACCCGACUGUGCUCCUCAGUGGCGAUGACUUCACUGCUGACCCUGCUGGGAGCUGUGCUCUGCUCCCUGGCGGUUUCUUCCGAAGUCAUUCCUCCAGCAGACUUCAAUUUACAGGCGAUGGCAGGAAAGUGGUACCUGAUUGGAUUUGCCACUAACGCCCAGUGGUUUGUCACUCGCAAAGGCAGCAUGAAGAUGGGCAUGGCCAUUCUCACCCCAACUGCUGACGGGGACAUGGAGAUAUCAUACUCCAGUCUCAACUCUGAUGGCUCCUGUUGGAGGAUGAACAAUCUGGCCACCAAGACCAAGGUGCCCGGAAAGUUCACAUACACAAGUCAACGCUGGGGGAACAAGAACGACAUGCGCGUGGUUGACGUGAAGUACGACGAGUACGCUCUGACUCAGACCAUCAAGACCAAGGGGGAUGAUGCCACCGUUGUCAACAAACUAUACGGACGUGCAGUGGACCUCAGCCCUGAGCUGAUGGAGAAGUUCAGGCAGUUCUCUUUGGACACCGACAUCCUGCCUGACAACAUUGCUUUCCUUCCUAAAAACGCCGAGUGCCCUGCUGAAUAAUGUCCCGCCAUCAUGCCAGCGAUGUUUUCUGAGGACCUUGACAUUUGUGGUGAAACUUCUACAUCUUUUCCAACAUCGCCGCUACAAACUGAAACAGUUCAUUCGUUCUGCUUUCUCAAAUGUUAAGGAAAACUCUUAAUGCCAGAAAACAUGAUGUAAAGCCAGGUUUCAAGACUUUGCUGUAACCGAGCGCCAUCUUGGCAAAUAAAACAAAACGGCUAAAAUA
Messenger RNA from Stegastes partitus (bicolor damselfish), 832 nucleotides. RefSeq names its product lipocalin. The coding region runs from base 58 to 606 and encodes 182 amino acids. The record is from RefSeq and is a predicted model, not a curated record. Gene Ontology annotation, molecular function: small molecule binding. The transcript has 6 exons. Lineage: Eukaryota; Metazoa; Chordata; Actinopteri; Pomacentridae.